This is a messenger RNA of Cercocebus atys (sooty mangabey), 6832 nucleotides long. RefSeq names its product DCC netrin 1 receptor (gene DCC). The transcript has 29 exons. Gene Ontology annotation, cellular component: membrane. Gene Ontology annotation, biological process: cell-cell adhesion. The record is from RefSeq and is a predicted model, not a curated record. Gene Ontology annotation, molecular function: protein binding. NCBI's taxonomy places the organism in Eukaryota, Metazoa, Chordata, Mammalia, Primates, Cercopithecidae. The coding region runs from base 1212 to 5591 and encodes 1459 amino acids.
UGGGCCACCACACCCAACCUCAGAUUUGUAAUUAUUUUCCUUGCUACUUCUAAUUUUUUUAAAAGCAUAAGUCAGUGGGCAGCAGGUUUUGGAGGUCAGACCCUUAGGAAUUAUUUCUUGCAGCUUCCAGAUCCCCAUCCUAAUGAUGAACACCUGUGCUAGGCUUAGUCAAAUUAUACUGUUUCCCAGUAAACUCUGGUCUUCAAGGAAGCUGAAACCAGAGGAGCUCUAAUAAUACAUGUUUUUAACCUGUGGUUUGGGCUUGAGCCAAUGGCAUCAAACAGAGAGCAGCUAAAAUGAGCUGUUGCAAGUGAAAGUUUAUCUAAAAAAUAGUUAAUGAAAAACUUUGAGAGCUGCAGGGAUGCAUGACAGAUUGGCAACUCACUUUGAGAAAGAGACUAUUCCCAGUUCCAAGUCCCAGACACACAGCCUGCGGGUAAGUCAUCAGAAAUAAAAUAAGCGGGUAAACGGGACAGGGGAAAAACAGUACCCUCUAACAUUUAUCAACCAUGCAAGCCAAAGCUACUGAUGAAGUUAAAUAGACAACAAUCCUUAGUGUUUAUUUUCUGUUCAGUGAGGUUGCCAACCUGAGCUUCCAGAGGACUAACACCACAAUUAAAGGCAGGCAGUUUCAGGGGAACACAAUGAAAGAUGGACCAAAACAGAGUAUUUUGAUGUUUAGAUUGAAAUCUACUAUUGGCUAGGAAAGCGGUGUUUAUUGUGUCUAAAGACAAUAAUACUAUUAUACAUCCAGCAAUUAUGGUCACGGGGCCACUCAAACAAGUAGUGGUUUGUUUUGGUUGGAGAGAAAGAACCAAGGCUUUGCUUGCAGUAUUGCUGGGUAUGUGGGUUUGGUUUUGUUGCAGUUUAGUGGGCUGUGGGCUUUUGCAGCCACCCUCAAAAGGAUGAAGAAAAUUUUAAACAGCUUCAUGGUUGGUAACAGGAGUCCCCUGAUCCCUUCAGGAAAACCAAAGAUACUCAGGCCAGUAAUUUAAUCAGGAGAAGAUUUAUCAGUUGGAGUGACAGUUUUAAAGGCACAAACUCUCUGUGUGAUUCUAAGCAGAUAUCGAGUCCAGUUGAGAAGCCAGUCAAACGGAUAAUUCUUGGAGUUCUCUACCAGCUAUUCUGAGUCUGAGAUCUGCCUUCUUAUUCUGGCAAAUCAGAACCAAUGUUAUUCUCCCAGAUUUGGGGCAUCAUAUCUAUUAUGGGUCAUGGCGCCCCCUGAAGUCAAAGGCCUUUCAUUUCCAUCAUCUACCUGGAUUCCUGCCUGUUUAUCUACUCUUCUAUUGAAUGCAACCUAUUCUACAAUCCAGAGCUCUCUGGCCUCUCAGAGAAAAGGUUUUCAAAUUAAAGCUUUCACAGCACUGCGCUUCCUCUCAGAACCUUCUGAUGCCGUCACAAUGCGGGGAGGAAAUGUCCUCCUCGACUGCUCUGCAGAGUCUGACCGAGGAGUUCCAGUGAUCAAGUGGAAGAAAGAUGGCAUCCAUCUAGCCUUGGGAAUGGACGAAAGGAAGCAGCAACUUUCAAAUGGGUCUCUGUUGAUACAAAACAUACUUCAUUCCAGACACCACAAGCCAGAUGAGGGACUUUACCAAUGUGAGGCAUCUUUAGGAGAUUCUGGCUCAAUUAUUAGUCGGACAGCAAAAGUUGCAGUAGCAGGACCACUGCGGUUCCUUUCUCAGACAGAAUCUGUCACAGCCUUCAUGGGAGACACAGUGCUACUCAAGUGUGAAGUCACUGGGGAGCCCAUGCCAACAAUCCACUGGCAGAAGAACCAACAGGACCUGACUCCAAUCCCAGGCGACUCCCGAGUGGUGGUCUUACCCUCUGGAGCACUGCAGAUCAGCCGACUCCAACCAGGGGACAUUGGAAUUUACCGAUGCUCAGCUCGAAAUCCAGCCAGCUCAAGAACAGGAAAUGAAGCAGAAGUCAGAAUUUUAUCAGAUCCAGGACUGCACAGACAGCUGUAUUUUCUGCAAAGACCAUCCAAUGUAGUAGCCAUUGAAGGAAAAGAUGCUGUCCUGGAAUGUUGUGUUUCUGGCUAUCCUCCGCCAAGUUUUACCUGGUUACGAGGCGAGGAAGUCAUCCAACUCAGGUCUAAAAAGUAUUCUUUAUUGGGUGGGAGCAACUUGCUUAUCUCCAACGUGACAGAUGAUGACAGCGGAAUGUAUACCUGUGUUGUCACAUAUAAAAAUGAGAAUAUUAGUGCCUCUGCAGAGCUCACAGUCUUGGUUCCGCCAUGGUUUUUAAAUCAUCCUUCCAACCUCUAUGCCUAUGAAAGCAUGGAUAUUGAGUUUGAAUGUACAGUCUCUGGAAAGCCUGUGCCCACUGUGAAUUGGAUGAAGAAUGGAGAUGUGGUCAUUCCUAGUGAUUAUUUUCAGAUAGUGGGAGGAAGCAACUUACGGAUACUUGGGGUGGUGAAGUCAGACGAAGGCUUUUAUCAAUGUGUGGCUGAAAAUGAGGCUGGAAAUGCCCAGACCAGUGCACAGCUCAUUGUUCCUAAGCCUGCUAUCCCAAGCUCCAGUGUCCUCCCUUCAGCUCCCAGAGAUGUGGUCCCUGUCUUAGUUUCCAGCCGGUUUGUCCGUCUCAGCUGGCGCCCACCUGCAGAAGCGAAAGGGAACGUUCAAACCUUCACGGUCUUUUUCUCCAGAGAAGGUGACAACAGGGAACGAGCGUUGAAUACAACACAGCCUGGGUCCCUUCAGCUCACCGUGGGAAACCUGAAGCCAGAAGCCAUGUACACCUUUCGAGUUGUGGCUUACAAUGAAUGGGGACCGGGAGAGAGUUCUCAACCCAUCAAGGUGGCCACACAGCCUGAGUUGCAAGUUCCAGGGCCAGUAGAAAACCUGCAAGCUGUAUCUACCUCACCUACCUCAAUUCUUAUUACCUGGGAACCCCCUGCCUAUGCAAAUGGUCCAGUCCAAGGUUACAGAUUGUUCUGCACUGAGGUGUCCACGGGAAAAGAACAGAAUAUAGAGGUUGAUGGACUAUCUUACAAACUGGAAGGCCUGAAAAAAUUCACCGAAUAUAGUCUUCGAUUCUUAGCUUAUAAUCGCUACGGCCCAGGAGUAUCUACUGAUGAUAUAACAGUGGUUACACUUUCUGACGUGCCAAGUGCCCCGCCUCAGAACGUCUCCCUGGAAGUGGUCAAUUCAAGAAGUAUCAAAGUUAGCUGGCUGCCUCCUCCAUCAGGAACACAAAAUGGAUUUAUUACCGGCUAUAAAAUUCGACACAGAAAGACGACCCGCAGGGGUGAGAUGGAAACGCUGGAGCCAAACAACCUCUGGUACCUAUUCACAGGACUGGAGAAAGGAAGUCAGUACAGUUUCCAUUUUUUUUUAAUGACAGUCAAUGGCACUGGACCACCUUCCAACUGGUAUACUGCGGAUUUUUUUUUGAAUGAUCUGGAUGAAUCUCAAUUUUUUUUUCAACCAAGCUCUCUCCAUGUGAGGCCCCAGACCAACUGCAUCAUCAUGAGUUGGACUCCUCCCUUGAACCCAAACAUCGUGGUGCGAGGUUAUAUUAUCGGCUAUGGCGUUGGGAGCCCUUACGCUGAGACAGUGCGUGUGGACAGCAAGCAGCGAUAUUAUUCCAUUGAGAGGUUAGAGUCAAGUUCCCAUUAUGUAAUCUCCCUAAAAGCUUUUAACAAUGCUGGAGAAGGAGUUCCUCUUUAUGAAAGUGCCACCACCAGGUCUAUAACAGAUCCCACUGACCCAGUUGAUUAUUAUCCUUUGCUUGAUGAUUUCCCCACCUCGGUCCCAGAUCUCUCCACCCCCAUGCUCCCACCAGUAGGUGUACAGGCUGUGGCUCUUACCCAUGAUGCUGUGAGGGUCAGCUGGGCAGACAACUCUGUCCCUAAGAACCAAAAGACAUCUGAGGUGCGACUUUACACUGUCCGGUGGAGAACCAGCUUUUCUGCGAGUGCAAAAUACAAGUCAGAAGACACAACAUCUCUAAGUUACACAGCAACAGGCCUCAAACCAAACACAAUGUAUGAAUUCUCGGUCAUGGUAACAAAAAACAGAAGGUCCAGUACUUGGAGCAUGACUGCGCAUGCCACCACGUAUGAAGCAGCCCCCACCUCUGCUCCCAAGGACUUGACAGUCAUUACUAGGGAAGGGAAGCCUCGUGCCGUCAUUGUGAGUUGGCAGCCUCCCUUGGAAGCCAAUGGGAAAAUUACUGCUUACAUCUUGUUUUAUACCUUGGACAAGAACAUCCCAAUUGAUGACUGGAUUAUGGAAACAAUCAGUGGUGAUCGGCUUACUCAUCAAAUCAUGGAUCUCAACCUUGACACUAUGUAUUACUUUCGGAUUCAAGCACGAAAUUUGAAAGGAGUGGGGCCGCUCUCUGAUCCCAUCCUCUUCAGGACUCUGAAAGUGGAACACCCUGACAAAAUGGCUAAUGACCAAGGUCGUCAUGGAGAUGGAGGUUAUUGGCCAGUUGAUACUAAUUUGAUUGAUAGAAGCACCCUAAAUGAGCCGCCAAUUGGACAGAUGCACCCUCCACAUGGCAGCAUCACUCCUCAGAAGAACAGCAACCUGCUUGUGAUCAUCGUGGUCACCGUUGGUGUCAUCACAGUGCUGGCAGUGGUCAUCGUGGCUGUGAUUUGCACCCGACGCUCUUCAGCCCAGCAGAGAAAGAAACGGGCCACCCACAGUGCUGGCAAAAGGAAGGGCAGCCAGAAGGACCUCCGACCCCCUGAUCUUUGGAUCCAUCAUGAAGAAAUGGAGAUGAAAAAUAUUGAAAAGCCAUCUGGCACUGACCCUGCAGGAAGGGACUCUCCCAUCCAAAGUUGCCAAGACCUCACACCAGUCAGCCACAGCCAGUCAGAAACCCAACUGGGAAGCAAAAGCACCUCUCAUUCAGGUCAAGACACUGAGGAAGCAGGGAGCUCUAUGUCCACUCUGGAGAGGUCACUGGCUGCACGCCGAGCCCCCCGGGCCAAGCUCAUGAUUCCCAUGGAUGCCCAGUCCAACAAUCCUGCUGUUGUGAGUGCCAUCCCUGUGCCGACCCUAGAAAGUGCCCAGUACCCAGGAAUCCUCCCGUCUCCCACCUGUGGAUAUCCCCACCCGCAGUUCACUCUCCGGCCUGUGCCAUUCCCAACACUGUCAGUGGACCGAGGUUUCGGAGCAGGAAGAAGUCAGUCAAUGAGUGAAGGACCAACUACCCAACAACCACCCAUGCUGCCCCCAUCUCAACCUGAGCAUUCUAACAGUGAGGAGGCACCAAGCAGAACCAUCCCCACGGCUUGUGUUCGACCAACUCAUCCACUCCGCAGCUUUGCUAAUCCUUUGCUACCUCCACCAAUGAGUGCAAUAGAACCGAAAGUCCCUUACACGCCACUUUUGUCUCAGCCAGGGCCCACUCUUCCUAAGACCCAUGUGAAAACAGCCUCCCUUGGGUUGGCUGGAAAAGCAAGAUCCCCUUUGCUUCCUGUGUCUGUGCCAACAGCCCCUGAAGUGUCUGAGGAGAGCCACAAACCAACAGAGGAUUCAGUCAAUGUGUAUGAACAGGAUGAUCUGAGUGAACAAAUGGCAAGUUUGGAAGGACUCAUGAAGCAGCUUAAUGCCAUCACAGGCUCAGCCUUUUAACAUGUAUUUCUGAAUGGAUGAGGUGAAUUUUCCAGGAACUUUGCAGCAUACCAAUUACCCAUAAACAGCACACCUGUGUCCAAGAACUCUAACCAGUGUACAGGUUACCCAUCAGGACCACUCAAUUAAGGAAGAUCCUAAAGCAGUUCAGAAGGAAUAAGCAUUCCUUCUUUCAUAGGCAUCAGGAAUUGUCAAAUGAUGACUAUGAGGUCCCUAAACAAAAGCAAAGAUGCAUUUUCACUGCAACGUCAAAGUUUAAGCUGCUAGAAUAGUCCUGGGCCUUUGCCACUGCAGUGACCACACUGUCAUAACUAAUGCCUAUGUUUUCCUUUGUCAAGGCCUGUUGUUUAAUGUGUAGGUCUAGUCUUACAAAAUGCAAGUGCAUUAUUUAAGCCUGUACCAUGCCAUGGCAAACCAGUGCAAGCUCACUAUUUUGUUUUCAACUUUAACAUACAAAGCACCCAUGGGAAUCUCUCAUGCCAUAGCACCAAAGGAUUGGAUGUUUUCCUUACAGCACAAAAAGUAAAGAGUAAACAAACAAAAGGCAGAGAAUGCUUAUGUUUGUAACUCAGUCAUUCAUCUUGCAUAAGUGGUGGAUAUUAGUGAGGGGCUAAAAAUUCACCUAUUUUGGCAAGUAUUUGUAAAUCCACCCUUGGUUAAUAUGUAUGUUUGGAGUCCAGGAACAUAAAAAUCUGCAACUAGUGGCAUUCUGCCAGCAGCAGUACAUUUCUGGAAAGAGGACAUAAUAUACAGCCUUCUCAGACACAUGGUAAUUAUAUGCUUAAGCUUGUAAUAGGACACUUUUCAAUUUGGGUGGCUUUUGUGCCAUACCACACUGUGAUGCAAUUUCAAAGCUUCACCAAGGCCAUCUUCCUUAGGAGUUUGGCCAGAAGAAUGCCCCCACCCCUUCACCCCAUCCCUCCCUGAGUUCUCCUUGGCAACUAGCAUUGGGUGAAAUGGCCAGCUCCACAUGUCAUAUGGUGCACUGGCCAAUGUCGCCUGUCUUCUACUCCCAUAGAAAUGGCAGAUUCCCUGAGAGCAGGCCCCGAGGAAGAGAAGGAAUAUAAAAGGUAACUUCUAACAGUACCUUCUCUUAAAGAAUGCCAACUCUGCCUACAGACAGGGUCAGUGUUGGGAAGCAUUGGCCACCAGACCCUUUUUUUAAGGAAAUCUUUUACACCACACCUGUGUCAGAGUCAGGAGAAAGCAGAGGGGUAGGUGCCACCUGACACUUCUGACGC